AUGCGAUCCGAAUCGGCAUGUGGAUGUGGGCUAGUGUUGGGAUUGAUAGCACUUCUGGUCACUGCGACGCGUCACAUGACUGCCAAAAUCGCUGGCCAUGUGAACGAGGCGGUGCGGUCAACUUUGUUCUAUGCUAUCCAUGUGGAGGCUAUAUUGGCCCUGGUCUGCCUGCUUGGCUUGAUGUGGGGUGAUGGAGGCGUCGUCCAACGAUCGCGAAGGACAUGCUUUCCUGUUCCGCCGGCGGUACUGGCAGCCUUGCAGGCCGGAAGCUCUUUGGACCACUUCCAGAACAUUAUUGAAGGAGACAGCAGCUACUGUGUGAGAUGCUGCGUGUGGCGGCGAACGUCAGAGGGCAAGCCAACGAGCUCCUGCAGACGUGUUUUCCUUCGCGAUAACGGCUCAGAGUACAACUUUCACCACUGUUCCGUCUGUCAACGUUGCGUAUCUAACUUUGAUCAUCAUUGCGGCGUAUUUGGACGUUGCAUUGCUGGAGUAGGACUGACAGGAAACAUGGGCUUCUUCAUUGGCAUUAUUCUACUUGGCUUGGCAGGGGGCUUGACCUGCUUUGCCAGUGUAUUUCUCGGUCUCAUCUACCAGGAGGAUGGCUUUCUGCUGUCAGUCAUAAUGCUGGCUUAUUUCACGCCGAUGAUCCUUGACGCUGCAUACGUGGACCAAGGUAGCAUGCUGUGGCCAGAGCUGCUUGACGAGACAUGCGCGAGGAGGGCACGGGAUUUGCCGCACGCAUUGCCCAAGCCACAGAGGCUAGAACGUCUUGCUAUAGGACGGGUCACCUUUGAGGAUCUGGUUUGCCCAGUGCCGCAAGUCCGUGUUGAGCAGAUGAAGGACGAGGUCCUGCAGCUUCGAGAAGAGCGUGAUGUGCCGUGCAAGAAGUAUCUGUGGAGCUCUUGCAAAAUCGGAACGUUCUUUGAAAGAUUUCGCUACAAGAAAGCGUUUCGCCACGCCAUGGAAUACGGAAAGAAUUUUCGGAGUGGCACGUCCUCUAGUGCGGAAAACACGCGCUUGAUGCAGGCCCAUGAGGGUGUCACCGGCGAGGCGGCAUCACUCCGACAAGAGCUCAAGGCUGUUCUGGAGGAGCGAGCUCUCCUUCGCUCUUCAAUAGAUGCGUUGAAGGCUGGCAAUGCCCAGCUUCAACACUCCGUGCGAGGCUUAGAAACAUCACUGGCCACAGUUCGGGGAGACCUCGAACAACGAAUCAACAAACAUGGUGCAAUGGAGGAGCACAUUGCUAGUCUUCGCAAGCAGCUGGAGUCGGUGCUUGCAGAAAAGGUCAAGGCCGAGGGACUCAUCAGUAGCCAGCACGUUGAGAUCCUCAGCUUGCACAAGCUUCGUGAUGAAUUCCUUGCAGAGAAGGCUAAUGGCCAAGCCCUGGUCCAGAAGUUGGAGGCAAGCGAGGCUGAGCUUUCUCGCUCCAAGAAGGAUAAAGCUGCGCUUGACCAACUAGUCAGCUCGCUGCAUGUGGACUGUGCGCAGAUGCGGACACAACGAGAUUCUGCAUUGGCGGAGGUGCCACACUUGAAGUCGUCGAUUCAGCAGCAGGAUGUCCUGAUGAAAGACUUGGAAAGCCAGGUGACCGCCCUCCAGCAGCAGUUGCAGAGCAGCAAGGAUACCAGUGGAAGGGUGGAUCAGCAAGCUAAGCAUCUUGUAUUCGCUCUGGAAAGAUCGCGGGAAGAUGGAGCUCGUCACGAGCAGGCAGCGCUUGCCCUUCGUGUAGAACGAACGCGAUUGCUCGAGGCCUUGGAAAGACUGCGUCGUGGUAAGGCACAGCAGCGUGAAAUCCAAAUAAGUCAGGAAGACGGGUCUGGCUCAGGCUAG
Messenger RNA from Symbiodinium sp. CCMP2456, 1833 nucleotides. The record is from the annotation of a GenBank genome assembly. NCBI's taxonomy places the organism in Eukaryota, Dinophyceae, Suessiales, Symbiodiniaceae.